AACUAAUGAGAACAUUAAAGUUUAAUAAAAUACGUACAGAUAUAUUUAAUUGCAACAUUUGCGUUGGUAUAUUAAAUGUUUCCGAUAAAGUAUUAUUUAUGGUGAGAAAAUUUCUACAAGAAUGUCGACAUGCUUAAUUGUCCUUAUAAAGUGUGUCCACUAGAUAACAACAUGAUGCAAACAACCAUAAAUAGGGGGGAUGACCCUGUGAAUAGUUCAGACGAGGCUGCUGAUAAUUCCAACGCAGCUGCUAGGCCUACAAGAGACGAACAAUCAAACAUGUCUGACAUCGAAGUUACAGAAAGUGACAUCGACGCCAUUGGCGAUAUUGGAACGGCAAUUCGAACGUGUAGGAGGCAUAAAAUUGUCUACCAGAAUUUAAAAAACAUAGAUGUGCCGAGUUUGCGAAUAUUGCUUAAAUUCAGUCUUCUUUGUAAAGGAACAACACGGGCAGAUAUUGAAGACACGUUGAAUAAGGGGCAACAUGCGGAGCGCUCUAGAAUGGACACUAUAUGCGCAUUGUAUAAAGAAGCGUACCAUAUGAUCACUGAAAACGGCAUUAUUUUCUCGGAUAUUUUAAAGUUUUACCAACAUUUUAAAACUGACUUUACAAACUGCAUUGCCAAUCUUGAAAAUUACAGAUCUCCGAUUUUAGUCCUAGGAGAAACCGGUGCAGGUAAAACAUCGUUUAUCAACCUGUUGCUAGGCGAACGUCUUCUGCCAACCAGCCUGCUUAGCAACACACACACAAUCUGCGAACUGCGUUACAGUCCUUCAGGCAAUCUUGAAGCAGAAGUAGAAUAUGUUGACAAACCAAGAGAAGAGGUUGUUAAAACAUUUAAUGAUAAAGACAAUCCAAAUACAUUUCUUGAAAUCUUGAAAGCUGAAGCAGAGAAGGAAAACGUCCGAAAGAUACUGUUACAAGGGCCAUUUCAAAUGUUAAAGAAUAAUGUUGUCAUUGUUGACAGCCCAGGAGUAGGUGAAUCCGAAGAAAUUAAAAAUAUAACUUUGGGCUACGUCGAGAAAGCUUCAGCUUUCGUUUACGUCAUUGAUAUGAUGAAUGCUGGAGGGGUACAACAAAGGAUGCAAGAGUUUAUUGAAGAAGUGAAGAAGAAAGCAAAUGAAGUAUAUGGUGUCAAUCUUCAGAAAGCAAUCUUCGUGUGCAAUAAAUGGGACGAGGUACCAACACACGAAAAGACAACUGUAAUCAAAGACACGGUCGAGCGAUUAAAGCAGCUUUGGAACGGAUUGGAUGAAAAACAGAUAAUUCCAUUUUCAACAACAGAGGCACAGUGGAUACAGGGCCAAGGGGCAGUGGCUCCUAACUUCAGAAAAGUGUUGGACAAACUUGCAGACCUGAUUCCUACUGCCCAAUACACGACAACACUAAAGGCGCAAACGGGGCUGGGAAAAGUUUUGGAGAAAAGCUUACAAAUAGCAAGCACACAUAUUGAAAACUCUCGCCUUAAUGAAGAGCAGCUUCGGGUGAAGACAACAGAGGCUGAAAAGCGAUUGGAGAAUCUAGAGGAAAAGAAACAUGUGUUUAUAUCUCGACAAAGAGAAAACGUUAAGACAAGAAUUCACACGGAGGCUUCGAAAAUAUACGAUCGAGUAAAUACAGACCAAAUAAAAGACAAAGUGUGCAGUUUCGAGGACACAGCUCUGCCGACAGAUAGUACAUGGAACGAUGCUGCUGCAAAUAUUCGUACUCAGAUGUUUGAGAAAAUAUUAAAAGCAAUGAAUCUUCAGAACUUAGCUGAGCACAUAGAGGGUCAAAUUAAGAUUGAGAUGGCAGCAGAAAUUCCUUCUUUUCAAUCAAUGUUAAGUAGUUUGCAGGUGAAGUUAUCGGGCCGAGAAGAAACUUUAAUUGAAGAGAAGAUCACUCGAUUUCUUCCGGAAUACGUAAGAAAAGUAUACGGUAAGUCUGUUGGAAUGACAAUCUUGUUUACUCCAGCUAUGCCUUUUAUAGCUUUGAUAAGAAUGCCAGUAUUCCUUGUUCAGCGAUUUAAAGAGUCACGUGAAAUGUCGGCAAUGGAACAAAAAUAUAUAACUGCUAAAGGGAGAAAAGAGCAAAUCAAAGAAGUGUCUGUUCAAUACGCAAAGUAUGUAUUUGAGCAUGUUGUGAACAAAAUGGAAAUACAAGCACUAGCUACAGAAACUAUGCAAGUAUGCUACAGUCGUAUUGAUGAACUAGAGAACGAAAUGACACAGACCUUAAAGAGUGAUAGAACAUUUAUAAGAAGCUUUCCUGAUACACAUAGAGAUAUUCAAUCGGGACUUGCGAAGAUACAGGAAAUUAGCAAUAAACUUCAACGUCUGAAAACGGAAGUCGAUGAUUGUUUCAAAACAUAAUUAGGGGUACGACAGAAUCAGAGAUCAUAAUUUGCUCAGGCUUCAGACAUUGGUAGGUUGCUUGGCUUGAAAGGAGUACAAAUCUAAUAAAAUAACAUCCCACUUGAUUUUUACCAACUAUCCGAACUUUGGAAGUGAAGUAAAUGCACGUGUGCAUCAUUUAGCUUAUACUCUUUAUCAGCUUGUUUUAUUUGAUUGAAAAGUCCAUUUUUUGUUACAAAGAAAUUUUACUGUAAAAACUAAAUGUUAAAUUACACGUUGGGAUCGAAUCAUUAUUUCUUCAAUAUAUUUAAUUUGCAUUUCUUUGUUGUAUAAAAUGUCCAAAGCUUACUUUAAGAAGUAUUUUUGCUUUUUACUAAUAAUUGUAUCAUUAUGUUUUUUAUUCAAAUCUAAUAAAUAAUUACAAAUAUUGGCUACAUAAAUAUGUGUAUCUGAUCGAAAUCAUGAUGUAAACAAAAUAUAAUAUGUAAAAAUAUUACAAUGUAUUUUCAAAAUAACUCUCAAGUUAAUCAAACAAGUCAUAUCGGCUGCGCUUUACCUUAACGUGCGUUAAAAAUGAUACAGUUUAAGAAUAAACAUAAUAAUCAGUUACUUUCAAAAAUCAAAGUAUCGCACUUGCAAAUCUGAAAUAUUAAUUUUUAAUUCCUUAAAUAGUAAAUCAAGUGCAUAAAAAGACAAACCAAAAGCUAUUUUAUUUCAUUUUAAUUGGCGCAAUUGUCUUUUUGAGGGAAAACAAUUCGAGUAGCUAUUCAGGGUCGGAAUUUUGUAGUGUGUUUGCGUUUUCUGCUUGUUUUGAAAUUAUACACAUGCUGCUAGUAUAUUAUUGUGGUUUGGGUUUUGAACUGCGCAAUAUGUAAAAAAUGUCGCAUAUAUAGCAUUUCUAGUCAUGACUUAUUACAAUUUAAUAUAAAAUGACAUGUAUUGUAUGACAAAAAUCAAUACUUGGUAUUUAUGUAAUUGCACAUUCAUUGUAACAUUGCCGUAUUGUACAAUCUUGUCAACAAUUAAAAUCAAGAAAAACAAAUAAGUAUACAUUACAUUUAUAAUACGUUCUACGUUCAUUGUUUACUGUCCUAAAUUACUCAUUAUUAAAAAUUUACUGACAAAUAGUGUGCAUUCAUAUUUUGAUUUUAAUGUAUCCAUUGAGACGAACAUAUUUGAUGUAUAUGUUCUUUUUCGCCAUGUUGACAUUAUCGUUGGUCAAUAAACAAUACAUACAUAU
Molecule: messenger RNA, 3574 nt
Organism: Dreissena polymorpha
Lineage: Eukaryota; Metazoa; Mollusca; Bivalvia; Myida; Dreissenidae
Exons: 9
Coding region: 130-2352 (740 amino acids)
Source: RefSeq, a predicted model, not a curated record